GCAGAGCCUUGUGACGCAGCUGUUAAGGGGGCGGGCAGGUGCUGCCGCGCCUAGCCCGCCCUCUUCCGCUGCCGCCGUGGGAAUGGAAACAUCUGCCCCACGUGCCGGAAGCUUGCUAACCACACCAGCGCGGUACUCCGUGUCCUGCCGCCCCGAUCCUCUGCGAGUGGCCUCGCGAGAAGUGCUCGCCGAAAUGGCUGCGUCCAGUCAAGGUAGCUUUGAGGGAAAUUUUGAGUCGCUGGACCUUGCAGAAUUUGCUAAGAAGCAACCAUGGUGGCGCAAGCUGUUUGGGCAGGAAUCUGGGCCUUCAGCUGAAAAGUAUAGCGUGGCAACCCAGCUGUUAAUUGGAGGUGUCACUGGAUGGUGCACUGGUUUCAUCUUCCAGAAGGUUGGAAAAUUGGCUGCAACAGCUGUGGGAGGCGGAUUUUUUCUCCUUCAGCUUGCAAACCAUACUGGGUACAUUAAAGUUGAUUGGCAGCGAGUAGAAAAGGACAUGAAAAAAGCCAAAGAACAGCUGAAGAUUCGUAAGAGCAAUCAAAUACCAACUGAGGUCAAGAGUAAAGCUGAGGAGGUUGUGUCAUUUGUGAAGAAGAAUGUUCUAGUGACUGGAGGAUUUUUUGGAGGCUUUUUGCUUGGCAUGGCAUCCUAAGGAGGACAACUUCACUUCCAUUGUUCUAAUUUUUUUCUAAUCAGCAGCCUCUACACUCCAUCAUAGGACAUCAAGUCUCUCCUGUUCUCCCAUGCCUUCCUCCCUGUUGUGUCAAACCGGAAUUGGCUUCUAUAGUCAUCUGUUGGUACAAGUUAAUACAGGCCCUGCCUGCUGUGAGCUUGAUGGUGAUGGAAGAGACAUUAGACAUUAGCUCUCCACCCAGUAUACUCCCCACUCGGUCAAUCUGUAGGUCAGCAAAAAUGUCCUUUCCCUUAUAAAAUACUUACCAGAAUACAUUGCAAGAUCAUUUGCCAUGAAUGGGUCCUCAAAGGUUGUCCCACACUUGAUUUGGAAAAGAAGCAGAUAGUUACCUCAUGUGCUGCAUGGGAAGGAAGUGAAUACAUUUGCCUUUAAGCAUGAAAGAUUUUGGUAUCUUGGUGUGUAUUUUAUUUCUAGUUGGUUUUAGAUUACAGAAAGAGAAGCUAUUUAAACCUGUUAUAAUUAUUCUGACAAAAAUGGCAGUCUAAGAAUGAUAAAUGACAGAAAUCUGAAUAUGAAAUGAACUUAUGCUAAAGGGUAUAUGCUGUACUGAAGGUAUUGUAUUUGGUAGGAAGAUCUCUUAGGGAAACCAGCUGUUAGAAAUACAUUGUUGGGUGGUCAGAGAAAUCAUUUAGGAACAUUAAGAUACUAUUCAGGAAUGUUUUCCACCGUAUCAGAUAAUGCAUUUCAUGGCUAUUUCCAAAGAUUUGAUUUAUGGUAAAAUGAAUGAUUUAGAUAGGAGAAGGAAGAAGCACUUGGAUUUUUAUUUCAUAGAAAAGGCUUUGUGCUUUGAAAUGUGAAGUAUUAUUCCUGUGUCACAGCACCAGGGGUAGACAUAGAUCCUCGUUGUCAAUUCUAUUUCUUUAUCCAGUUUGUAUGAAAUGCAGCAUUUAAUCCAGAAUUUUAUUUUAUUUAUUUAUUUUUUGUUGAUUUUUUAAAAAUAAAUGACAGUGGAAUGCA
Messenger RNA from Marmota flaviventris (yellow-bellied marmot), 1648 nucleotides. It is a transcript of the gene Fundc2, whose product is annotated as FUN14 domain containing 2. Lineage: Eukaryota; Metazoa; Chordata; Mammalia; Rodentia; Sciuridae. Gene Ontology annotation, biological process: autophagy of mitochondrion. The record is from RefSeq and is a predicted model, not a curated record. Gene Ontology annotation, cellular component: mitochondrial outer membrane.